AUGGUAUUUAGGGGUUCUUCUGACCCAGAAGCUUGCCAAAUGCACACAGCUAAGCGGCGUCUUGAAAUAUUGUCGGAGAACUUCAAGUUUAGCGUCCAAUACACGAACUUUCCAAAGUCACCUGAUGGAAGUGACCCACUGUAUUUUGCGCUGGUAUCGCUAGGCUUGGAACGUCCAAUUGUGUGCCAUGGACGCGGUUCGACAAUGGAAGCUGCAGCAGAAAACGCGGCGUUCAAUGCGAUAACGAAUCUGUGCACAUACGACCAACCUGCUUCGCCUCACGAGCAGAUUAGUGCUCUACCUGUAUGCAACUAG
Molecule: messenger RNA, 315 nt
Organism: Strongylus vulgaris
Lineage: Eukaryota; Metazoa; Nematoda; Chromadorea; Rhabditida; Strongylidae
Source: the annotation of a GenBank genome assembly